This is a messenger RNA of Drosophila elegans, 452 nucleotides long. RefSeq lists its product as uncharacterized. The coding region runs from base 55 to 321 and encodes 88 amino acids. NCBI's taxonomy places the organism in Eukaryota, Metazoa, Arthropoda, Insecta, Diptera, Drosophilidae. The record is from RefSeq and is a predicted model, not a curated record. The transcript has 3 exons.
UAACAAAAUAUAGUCAGGCGGCGAGGCAACACUCGGAUCAGUUUGCUGAAAAAUAUGAAAUCGGUCACGUUCGUACUCUGCCUGCUGGUGCUGGGCGCCCACUCACUCCUGGUGUUUGCCGUGGACUGUGAGGUCGGCGGUCAGAAGUUUAAAACUGGAGAGACAUACAGUCCGGAAGGUCGUUGCAUGCAGUACAAAUGCCAAGGACCCAGGAAACUAUCAGCCCUAACAUGCCCUACCAUAGCCUCUUUGAAACCCUGCUUGUUGACGAGUGACUUGAGCAAGCCAUAUCCCGGAUGUUGUCCUAAAUACGAUUGUUAAACCUUGUAAAAAUAAGUAUAUAAACUUAAAUUACGUGGUGUUUAUGAGUUUGAUAAACUGCUAGAAACGAGCUGCUGAAUUUAAUUGAUAUUGACAAACCCGAAAUUAUGAAAUAAAGUUUAAAACAAAAA